AAUGCUGCAUUGUGGGAUUGGAGUGUAUUGACAUAGCGACAGCAGAGCUGUGUUUUCUGACAAAGUAUCUGCUGAGGUGAAACUGAAAUUUCGGUUGUAUCACGAUUUGUGUUCAAAUCGACAUUGCUAACCUAGCUGCCAUGAACGGAGCAGUGGUAAAAAAGACCCAAGAUACCUUGGGGAAAGUGAUCAAGAAACCGCCGCUAACUGAAAAACUGCUAAGCAAACCGCCGUUUCGAUACCUGCACGACAUAUUCAGCGAGGUAAUACGGACCACCGGUUUCAUGAGAGGCCUGUAUGAAGACUCAGAGAUGAAGUCAGACAACGUGAAGGAUAAGGACAGUAAGGUAGCGUUCCUGCAGAAGGCGCUGGACGUGGUGAUGCUGGUGAGUGGCGAGCCCCUGGCUGCUAAGCCUGCUCGCAUCGUAGCCGGCCACGAGCCUGAGAGGACCAACGAGCUGCUGCAGGCCAUCGCCAGGUGCUGCCUCAGCAAGCUGUCCAGCGAGGAGGCGGUGAAGAGGGUGCUGGCCGGGGACAAGCUGGACCCCAGGGGGAAGGCCAGCGCCUCCCGCUCCCAGGACAAGGAGAACAGGGAGGGGGGAGAGCGCCCCAGGGACAGAGAGGAGAGGAGGGAGAUCCGGGAGCGCAGUGGCAGCCGGGAGCACAAGGAUCCAGACCGGCCCAGAGACCAGGACAGCCGCCGGAGGGACAAGGACCCAGACCGGCCCAGAGACCAGGACAGCCGCCGGAGGGACAAGGACCCAGACCGGGACACCGAGCGCUCAGAGAAACCCCGAGACAGGACCAAGGACAGGGACAAGGACAAGAGCCGGGACCGAGAACGUGACAAGGACAAGGGGAGGGAGAAGGAGAGGGAGAGGGACAGAGAAAAGACCAAAGAGAGAGAUUCCCACAGGGAUAGAGAGAGGGAGCGGGAGAAACGGAGAGACAAGGAGAAGGAGAGACACAAGGAGGGUGAGGAGAGGACCAGGCCUGUGGAGAAGGGCGACAGGAAGGCCAGAGCGUCGGAGGAGACGAGACCAAAACCACACCCAGAGGAGCCCAGUAAAACUAUCAAACCAGAACCAGCAGAGUCAGCACAAGGUGAUGCUGAAGAGCCAGCAGAGGUCACAGUUAACCAGGCUGACAGUCCAGCCAGGAUACCCCGGCCCUCGUCUGCCAAGGGCCAGAGACGCAGACCCAAGCCUGGAGGCCCAGAAGAAUCAGACAGUGACGGAGAUGGUGACGCCCCCCUGGCAGAGAGGCCCCUCCCCCAGGAGAACGGAGACUCGAAGGACGCAGCGUCCCCCCCUCACCUGGCUCACAGCAGCAGGAGUGUUCCCCGGCCCAGCAGCGCCCGCCCUGCUCCCCCCCGCGUCAGGAGACAGGACAGCCACACGGAGGGCACGCCUGCUGACAGGCUGAGCAGUGCCAAGCCCCCAGCAUCCGUCAUCAUGGAGGGGAGGAAGCUGUCUGAGGAUGAGGAGGAGGAUGAAGAGAUGUUUGUGGUGGAGGAGACUGCACCCCCGCCCCCAGACAUGCCUGAGAUGGAGCCGGAGCCUGCUGUUGAACUCCGGGGUGAUGAGAAACAUGGUGGGCUGGUGAAAAAAAUACUUGAAACAAAGAAAGAUUUUGAGUCUUCGCCGUCCUCCCCCAAGUCUAAAGAGCAGGGCGUGGUGUCGGAGGCGUCCCGCAGGAAAGAGCGUGAGCUGGUUACCAGGGAGAUGGAGCGCGUGCGUGCGUCCAUCCAGACGUUGUGUCGCAGCGCCCUGCCGCUGGGGAAGAUCAUGGACUACCUGCAGGAGGACGUGGACGCCAUGCAACAGGAGCUGCUCACCUGGAGACGCCACAACCAGGAGCACACACAGGCCCUCCAGCAGGAGCAGAGGGUGACAGACAGUGCCGUGGAGCCCCUGAAGGUGGAGCUGCAGGAGUUGGAGCAGCUGAUCAGAGAGCAGCAGGACCGGAUCUGCACCGUCAAGUCCAACAUCCUGAAGAACGACGACAAGAUCCACAAGAUGGUGACCAGCAUCAACUUCUCCUCUCAGACAUGAGACAACAGGCCCCUAAUAAACCCAGCCCUUCUACACCUCCCCUCCACAGGCAGGGAGUCUGCCUGUCUGUCGUGCUGUCUCUGCUGUUGGUGUCACUGUUCUCAGCUGCACCUCCUCUGGUGUCCCAGGGGGGGCGCUGGCAUCCCCACGGUGGCCCCAAACGCUUUCAUGGUGCCUUUUAUGGAACAAACGCACCCCCCCCCCGUCUCUCUCUGUCACUCACACACACUCAGACCUGCCUAGUAAGGUCCAGUGAGGAUCUCAUUCUUUUCAAGAAAAGACACAACUAUUCAGUCCUGUGAAUUACUUCUUCUGUUCUCCUCUUAAAUGUGAAUUCAGCAUUUUUUGAAUUAUUUAAUUGCUUUGAUCUCUCAGUACAUGUUUAUUCCAAAUGGACUUAAACAUUGUAGGAUUUUAGUUUAAGACUAAUAAGUGCGUAGUCAACUCACUACGCAUAACCAAACAGUAAUUCAUCUGGCGUUUCACAGCCAUGGCUUUGUCAGUUACACCUUGUUUACCGAGACCACCUCAGUUUGACAGUACCGACAGAUGUGGACAUAAAAUAGGAGUUCUUUAAUAGUUCCACCUGUAAAGCACCUCUGCACUUUGAAAGGAGACCAGCACAAACGGAGUGAGGUCACUAGAGCAGCACACAGUGCACUCGGUUAACACCUGAGUGGAUUUGGAGUCAAAUCUAAUAGAAUACUAUCAAAUUUUAAAAAGAAAGUUAAUGUUAAAAAUUUCAGAAACGUUUUCAAAUAAAACAAUUGGUAAUAUGAUCUGAAUGGACUUUCACUCCAACCCCACCUAGUGGAUGUAUGUUUUUGUCUUUGCUCUACUAAUUUAAAAAAGAAUAGCAAUUAAUUCUAAUUUUUCCAAUGAUUUAUACAAUAAAGCAAUAUAUUAAAGAUUGUAAAGUUGCACUGAAAUAUAGACCAACUAAGUUGUCAAAGGGAAAGAAAGUAUAAAUGGACAGCGGCAACAUGCUUUCUCAAAGUAUGAAACACUAGCAACAUGUAUGAAACACUAGCAACAUGUAUGAAACACUAGCAACAUGUAUGAAACACUAGCAACAUGUAUGAAACACUAGCAACAUGUAUGAAACACUAGCAACAUGUAUGAAACACUAGCAAAGUUAAUAGGUUGCAAGACAUGACACAUGUUAAGACCAUAUCAAUCUAAAAAAGACUGAGAACCUAAAAUAUUAAAAUGUGUUAAAAUAUCAAUACAUUCGUUAUAGUCAUUUGGCAGAUUAUUAUAUCCACAGCAACUAACAAUUCAUGGAGAAUGUAAAAUAUAAUAUUAAACCAAUAAUUCGUAUCAGUUAUAUAGCUAGUUAACAAAAAAAAUCUGGGAACAUUUUCUAGAUUAGAAAUUCCAAGAAGGGCCCAUUUCAAAACUUUAAAUUGUUCAAAUUAGAAUUAUCUCCAUAUGUUAUGAAAAAUAAAUAUAUAUAUAUAUAACACUUUGUACCAUACACACAGUUUUUCUUAAACUGUACAUUAUGUAUAUUUUGAGUCUGUAUCAUAGUUUACAAAUGACACAUUUUUGUAGUGGAGUGGAAUAAAUCUUAUUUCAAUAACAUGAA
This is a messenger RNA of Osmerus eperlanus (European smelt), 3642 nucleotides long. RefSeq names its product TNF receptor-associated factor 3 interacting protein 1 (gene ift54). Gene Ontology annotation, biological process: intraciliary transport; regulation of microtubule cytoskeleton organization; cilium assembly. Gene Ontology annotation, cellular component: centrosome; axoneme; intraciliary transport particle B. Bases 141 to 2054 code for a protein of 637 amino acids. Gene Ontology annotation, molecular function: microtubule binding. Lineage: Eukaryota; Metazoa; Chordata; Actinopteri; Osmeriformes; Osmeridae. The record is from RefSeq and is a predicted model, not a curated record. The transcript has 17 exons.